AUGGAAGUCACGAGCUCGGGUCGUUCCGAGAGGGAGAAGAAUGGAGGAAGAGAAGCUCUGGCUCGGGGAAACCCCGAUUGCACAUGGUGCUCUUUUCACCUCGCGGGUCCACCGUCAGACACCGAUCAGAUAGAAGCGCGAAAUCGGGUUGAUUUCGACGAAUUCCUCCUUCAAUUUUUCCCACGCUCUGCCCUAGAAACGAAAGAGAUGCAAAGAGAGACUGAGGAAAAUCGCUGCCUGCGCUGUUCUGGCAAGAUGGAGCGCGAGAGUUGUCGCCACGGCCAAAAAGAUGGAUUCGCUUGGUGUCCUCCACUCUCAUGGAGCCUCAUCGCCUCGCCAUUCAAUCUUAGGAACAAUGACGUCGUGGAUUUCCUUUCACUCCCUGCGGAAUGCCAGCGUUCGGAACGGAUAGCCUUUGACAGAAAUAAGGCGAUGAGGAAUGCGGUCGAACGACUGUCGCAGCGAGAAGUUGAUGAGAAGCGAAGGAUGAUGGCGGUGUUGGGAGGUGGGAGCUCGAACAUCACGACACCUUUCGCGUCCCACCGCCUUGCGGUGGUGCAGAACACCUUUCGGCUCCGGCUGCGGCUCAUCUUCGGCGUCUACCCGCUGACGCUUGCGGGUAUGGUCCUUGUACAUCACCCACUUCUCGUCCCCGUGACGACGUCGUCGAGCCGGUCGAAGCGCCGUCGGCGGGAAAGAAGCGCACAGAUCAAAUGGUUUCCGGACUCGAACCGAGCGAAACAAUUGAAGCAGCAUAUCCUCACUGAUGACUCCUUCCCCAAACGCCCGGCACAGACGGAGAUGGGCGUCGGCUUCCUGCUCUCCCAGACGGAACUCAUAGAGGAGGCAGUUGCGGAGGUGGUCACGGUCAAGGUCGAACUUCUGGCUCGUACUUGGCGGGCGUCAAUUCCUCAUUGGAGAUCAGUGGCCGAGAAAGGAACGGUGAAAAAUGUUUUCGUCGGUUCUCGCUUCCGGUGCUUUGAGUGCAUCGUCUGCGGUGGCGUCCUCCAGCAACUCUUCGUCCUUUUCGAGCGGCGGUAACUGCAUCAAGCAUGAAGAAUUCGAUUAUGUGGUUCGCGAGGCUGAGGUGUAUCUCUUCACCCGUCCUGUGAAUGCCGCUCCGAAAGCAGAAUCUCCCGAGUAUCGUCACUGGG
Messenger RNA from Darwinula stevensoni, 1154 nucleotides. NCBI's taxonomy places the organism in Eukaryota, Metazoa, Arthropoda, Ostracoda, Podocopida, Darwinulidae. The record is from the annotation of a GenBank genome assembly.